Dictyostelium discoideum AX4 is the source of this 594-nucleotide messenger RNA. RefSeq lists its product as hypothetical. The record is from RefSeq and is a predicted model, not a curated record. Bases 1 to 594 code for a protein of 197 amino acids. Lineage: Eukaryota; Evosea; Eumycetozoa; Dictyosteliales; Dictyosteliaceae. The transcript has 2 exons.
AUGUCAACAGAAAAUAUAAUUCAAAAUAAUUCAAAUAAAUGUUUAAAAUGUUCAGAAGUUAUAAAAGGAGAAAUGAUAGUUAUAACAGAGGAAGAGAAAUUUCAUAAGGAAUGUUUUAAAUGUGAACAAUGUAAUUGUGAAAUGAGUAGUUUUUACGUUUCAAGUGAUAAGAAAAGAUUAUGUAAAGAUUGUAAUGAUAAAAAGAAUUCAGUCGAUUGUAAUAAAUGUAAGAAAUCAAUUCUUGGAAGUAAAUUAACAGAUAAUGCAGGUAAAGUUUACCAUGUUGAUUGUUUCUCAUGUGAACAAUGUAAUGCAAAGAUAGACGGUGCCUAUUUCAUUAGAAAUGAUUUACCAUACUGUUCAAAAUGUAAUGAAGAAUUAAAAGCACAACAAAAUGCAAAUAAUACUAAAGAAAUAGGUAAAUGCUUCCAAUGUAAAAAAUCAAUUUUAAAUUCAACUCCAAUGGUCGUAGUUUCACCAGAAGAGAAAUAUCAUAAAAAUUGUUUAAAAUGUUUUAAAUGUAAAAAUGAAAUUGAAGGUCAAUUUCAAGUUUUAGAUAAUAUUGCUUCAAGUAAGUUUUUUAUUAUUUUUUAA